Molecule: messenger RNA, 1197 nt
Organism: Aspergillus saccharolyticus JOP 1030-1
Lineage: Eukaryota; Fungi; Ascomycota; Eurotiomycetes; Eurotiales; Aspergillaceae
Product: putative pectin methylesterase
Exons: 2
Coding region: 1-1197 (398 amino acids)
Biological process (GO): cell wall modification
Molecular function (GO): pectinesterase activity
Source: RefSeq, a predicted model, not a curated record
AUGCUUCUCUAUCGCGGUCUUCUACUUCUCCUGCACGUGCUCCUUGUGCACUCAGCUGCUCUCCAGCCGCGUCUGUCGACAGCUACUCGUGAGACAUGCCAGACAAGUUUGAAGUGCCCUGAGGGCACGAUCAUUGUGUCCAACUCUUCUCAUCCGGCUGCUCAAUUCACGUCUAUUCAGGCUGCAUUCGCCUCCCUUCCCAACGACAAUUCCUCUCACACGAUCCUGGUGCUCGCAGGAACCUACCACGAGCAGCUUAACCUUACGCGUCCGGGUCCUGUCACUUUGCUGGGCCAACAGCCCGAUCGCAGCGCUCUUACUGAUCCCACACGCAAUCGCGUCACCAUCACUUGGGCUGCUGCCAACCAAGACAACACAGGCCAGUCGGUGGACAAUGUCUAUUCCAGUGUGCUGAUCGUCGCGCCUACUCUGGAUGCCAGCCUGACUGGGUCGGGUACCACGGGUUAUCCCGUUCCUGCGGACACGCCGUUUGGCAACAUCGAUUUCCGGGUGUAUAAUAUCGACUUCCGCAACCUGUGGGCGGAGUACAGCGACGGGCCUGCCCAUGCAAUCAGCUUCAGUCGCGCCAACGGAGGCUUCUACUACUCUGGCUUCUACUCCUACCAGGACACCGUCUAUAUUGGCAAGCUCGGCAACGCAUACUUCCACGAGUCCGUCAUUGCCGGUCAAACUGACUUUCUGUAUGGCUUUGGCACCGCCUGGAUCCAAUCGUCCUCGAUUCUCCUGAGGUCGUGCGGUGGCGGCGUGACUGCCUGGAAGGGGACCAACACGACGUUUGAGAAUAACUAUGGCGUGUACAUCGUGGACUCAACCGUUCAUGCCGCCAACUCCUCCCUGGUGUCGGAGAUCAAGGGCCAGUGUGCGCUGGGACGGCCCUGGAACUCCCUGCACCGGUCCAUCUUUGUGAACAGCUACGAAGACGGCAGCAUCGAGCCGUCUGGAUACAUUAACUGGGAGGACCGAUGGGCGGCCAACCAGACGCUAAUGGCGGAGUACCGUGCCUACGGGCCGGGCUUCAAUGCCACCGGCCGCAUCGAGGGCGGGGUUGCUGUGUUGUUGGAUGCGAAGGGGUAUGAGAGGUACGAUUCGUUGGAGAAGGUGUUUUUGACUCCUGAGGGUAAGGCGGGCAAUGUUGCUUGGAUUGACUGGGAUCUCGCGCGUAGCAGUGGUAGAUAG